CGUGCCGGGCCGGGCCGAGCCGAGCCGGGAUCAGCCCGCGGCGCUGGGGCCGCACCGGCGGAGGGCCCCGGGGCGGCGGCACAACCCCCGGCGGGAGGCCCGGCGAGACCAUGCCGGUGAUGAAGGGGCUGCUGGCGCCGCAGAACACCUUCCUGGACACCAUCGCCACCCGCUUCGAUGGCACUCACAGCAACUUCAUCCUUGCCAACGCGCAGGUCCACCGCGGCUUCCCCAUCGUCUACUGCUCCGAUGGCUUCUGCGACCUCACCGGCUUCGCCCGCACCGAGGUCAUGCAGAAGAACUGCAGCUGCCGCUUCCUCUACGGGGCCGAGACCAGCGAGCCUGUGCUGCAGCGCAUCGAGAAGGUGCUGGACGGCAGGCAGGAGUACCAGACCGAGGUCUGCUUCUACAAGAAGGGUGGAGCUGCCUUCUGGUGCCUGCUGGAUAUCAUGCCCAUCAAGAACGAGAAAGGGGAGGUGGUGCUCUUCCUUUUCUCCUUCAAGGACAUCACAGAGAGCCGGGGCAGGAGCCUCCCGAGUGACAAGAAGGAAGAGAGGCAGAGGAGCAAGAAGCCCGGGAGGUCGCGGCUGCAGGCAGCGCGGAGGCAGGGCCGGACCGUGCUGCACCGGCUCAGCAGCCAGUUUGCCCGUAGGGACCGCGGCGAGAUGAAAAUCAACCGCAACGUGUUCGAGAACAAACCUUCCAUCCCCGAGUACAAAGUGGCCUCGGUGCAGAAGUCUCGCUUCAUCCUGCUCCACUACAGCAUCUUCAAGGCCCUCUGGGACUGGCUGAUCCUCAUGGCCACCUUCUACGUGGCUGUCACUGUCCCCUACAACGUCUGCUUCACAGGCAGAGAGGACAGCCUGUCGGCUGCUCGCAGCACCAUCGUCAGUGACAUCGCAGUGGAGAUGCUCUUUAUCUUGGACAUCAUCCUGAACUUCCGGACCACCUACGUGAGCCAGUCGGGGCAGGUGAUCUACGACCCCCGCUCCAUCUGCAUCCAUUACGUGGCCACCUGGUUCUUUGUGGACCUGAUCGCUGCCCUGCCCUUCGAUCUGCUCUAUGUCUUCAACGUCACUGUGACCUCGCUGGUUCACCUGCUGAAGACGGUGCGGCUGCUGCGGCUGCUGCGGCUGCUGCAGAAGCUGGACCGGUACUCGCAGUACAGCGCCAUGGUGCUCACCCUGCUCAUGUCCAUGUUCGCGCUGCUGGCGCACUGGAUGGCCUGCAUCUGGUACGUCAUCGGCCGCCAGGAGAUGGAGAGCAGCGACCCCCGCACCUGGGAGAUCGGCUGGCUGCACGAGCUGGGCAAGAGGCUGGAGGCUCCCUACAUCAACAACUCGGUGGGGGGCCCCUCCAUCCGCAGCGCCUACAUCGCCUCCCUCUACUUCACCCUCAGCAGCCUGACCAGUGUGGGCUUCGGCAACGUCUGCGCCAACACCGACGCCGAGAAGAUCUUCUCCAUCUGCACCAUGCUCAUCGGGGCGCUGAUGCACGCCGUCGUGUUCGGCAAUGUCACGGCCAUCAUCCAGCGCAUGUACUCGCGCCGCUCGCUCUACCAUACCCGCAUGAAGGACCUCAAGGACUUCAUCCGCGUCCAUCGCCUGCCCCAGCAGCUCAAGCAGAGGAUGCUGGAGUACUUCCAGACCACCUGGUCUGUGAACAAUGGCAUCGACGCCAACGAGCUGCUGCACGACUUCCCCGACGAGCUGCGAGCAGACGUGGCCAUGCAUCUCAACAAGGACAUCCUGCAGCUGCCCAUCUUCGAGACGGCCAGCCGGGGCUGCCUGCGCUCCCUCUCGCUCCACAUCAAGACCUCGUUUUGCGCCCCGGGCGAGUAUCUGCUGCGCCAGGGCGAUGCGCUGCAAGCCAACUACUUCGUCUGCUCCGGCUCUCUCGAGGUGCUGAAGGACAACGUGGUCUUGGCCAUCCUGGGCAAAGGGGAUUUGAUUGGAGCCGACCUGUGCAGCACGGACCAGGUGAUCAAGACCAACGCGGACGUGAAGGCAUUGACCUACUGCGACCUGCAGUACAUCGGGCUGCGGGGGCUCUGCGAGGUGCUGCAGCUCUACCCCGAGUACGCCAGCAAGUUCACGGCUGACAUCCACCAGGAUCUGACCUUCAACCUGCGAGAGGGCAGUGAGAUGGAGGGGCUCUGCCGCUACUCCCGGUCCCCACGGCUACCGCAGGGCCCACAGCCUCGUCCGGAAAGCGGGGCCGCGCCGGAGAAGCCUCUUCCCUCCAUCGUGGAGGACGAGGAGGAGCCGGACGAGGUCUUCCAGUACUCGCCCGCUGCCAUCUCCCACCGCAAGCUGCUGCUGCCCCAGCUGGGCAGCCCCGCCCGGCGCGGCUCCUUGAGCAGCCUCCUGGGCGAUGAGCUGUGCCAGAUCUCUGCCCUGCGCCGCAACUGCCGCUCUCCGUCCCGUUGCGGCCGUGCCCGCAGCGCCUCUCCGCAGUGCCGCAGGGACACACGGACCCCGGAGCGGGACGGCAACGCGGGAAGGCGGCCGGGCAAGCUUCUCAUCCCCUCCCUGCACUCCUAUGGUCCCCCGGACCUCAGCCCCAGAGUCGUGGAUGGGAUUGAAGACAACGGGGGGACAUCAGAGCCACAAACCUUCUCCUUCAACGUGGAUGCCUCAUUGCAGAGCGCAGUGAGGGACUCCCCCACGUCAGCAGGGACAGACGCAGGUGGCCCAGCCCUAGCAACGGAAGCAGAGGAGAUAAAGCAGAACAUCAGGAGACUCAACCAGGAGAUCAACCACCUCAACCAGGAGGUCUCCCACCUCAGCCGGGAGCUACAGCGUAUGAUGGAGCUGCUCCAGGGCCGCCUGGGCACCCCACCACCCCCUGCCUGCCCCCACCGUCUGCCUGUGGUCACCUCGAAGCCCCCUCGGCCCUCGCCACCUUCAGUCCCAGUGCCUCCCUCGCCUCCCCCCAUGCUCCACAGCUCCCACAGCUCCCCCUCCGGCAGUCCCCGUCUCAGACGGUGCCCCGUUCGCAGUCACUCGGCCCACGCCGCUGCCAGCCCCGCCAAGCACUCCUGGGUGGGCAUCGAGGGGCUGUGCCCACUGCGGGGGUUCAGCCCCAGCCUGGACCCCCGCCAAGCCUUGGACUCAUCGCCGCUCUCGCUGCCGCCCCGCUCUGCCCACUCCUUUCCCGGCUGCUCGGCCAGUGGCCGGCCCCGCAUCCACUCGCAGCCCCGCUCCAGCUCCACCAGCUCCCACUGACCUCGUGGGCACGGGGAUGGCGGCGCGGGGGUCGUCGCCUUAGGGUGCCCUCGCCCCGGGGGAGCCUGAUACCGAAGGAUCCUCACCCGCCCCCGCGCUGCCCUCCUCGCCGCCCGGGACACACCAGCUCCGUCCUCGCCCCGGGCACAGGGGCCAGCCCGAACCGUCUGCUGCAGCGGCUGCCGGAGCGGGGCGGCGGCUGGGGACCCCCGCAGCCUGUUCCCGCGGGAGCCUCCCGGGUGCAGCGCUGGCCCCGGCGCGACACCGGCAGGGAUUUUGGUACUGUUUUAUACUUUCGCGGGGUCUUUUUUACAACCAGGCCAGGCCCGAGCGCCUCUCCCGGCACCUCCCACUCCGUGUCCGGGGCCGUGAAACGGAGCUAGACGGCGCUGCCUCUUCCGGGACUUGCGGGGCCGGUCCGGAGGCUCGGCCGUGGGGUCUUCGGAAGGACUCUCCGGGCGGGUGAUGUGUUCCGAGGGUGGCUCAGGAGUGGUGUCCCGGAGGAUGCCCAGGGGUCGCGGCUGUCCUAUAGCUCGUUUCCCCCCGCCUCGCCCCGUUCCACCGGUAAGGGGAAAUAAAGGCUCUAUUUUUCCA
Pogoniulus pusillus (Red-fronted tinkerbird) is the source of this 3821-nucleotide messenger RNA. RefSeq names its product potassium voltage-gated channel subfamily H member 4 (gene KCNH4). Gene Ontology annotation, cellular component: plasma membrane. The record is from RefSeq and is a predicted model, not a curated record. Gene Ontology annotation, molecular function: voltage-gated potassium channel activity. Gene Ontology annotation, biological process: potassium ion transmembrane transport; regulation of membrane potential. NCBI's taxonomy places the organism in Eukaryota, Metazoa, Chordata, Aves, Piciformes, Lybiidae. The transcript has 16 exons. Bases 111 to 3227 code for a protein of 1038 amino acids.